Molecule: messenger RNA, 787 nt
Organism: Hibiscus syriacus
Lineage: Eukaryota; Viridiplantae; Streptophyta; Magnoliopsida; Malvales; Malvaceae
Exons: 4
Coding region: 12-740 (242 amino acids)
Cellular component (GO): chloroplast
Source: RefSeq, a predicted model, not a curated record
CAUUCUGAGUUAUGGCCACAGCUCUGCCAUCUACAGCAUGGCACGCAAUACAGCUUCAACCGCAACCUCGUCUCCUUCAGCGUCGGCGCCCCUUAUUAGUCCAAUCCUUCAGGAGGAGCGACUUCGACACCUUCACUCGCCGCAUGGCCUCCGGUGAGGCCUGGAAGGACGCCUGGCGAACUGCCAACGACGGCUUCGAGCAAUUCGUUUUCGAAGCUAAAAAGACCGCUGAACGCUUAGACCGCCAGUACUCCAUUUCCCGCCAACUCUCCUCAGCCGCCCAAUCGGCUACGGACCGUGCUCGUGAAAUUGACAGGGAGUUCGAGAUUGGACUACGUUGGCGGACUUUUUCUAUGGAUUUUAGCAGAAAUUGGCCUAGGUACAGGAAGCAGCUGAAUGAUUUCUUGGAUACUCCAUUGGGAAGAAGUUCUGCUACAAUUUUCUUCCUUUGGUUUGCAUUAUCUGGUUGGAUGUUUCGAUGCAUAAUAUUUGCCACAUGGAUUCUGCCGUUUGCUGGACCUCUUCUCAUUGGGACUGUUGCAAAAAAUCUUGUUAUAAAGGGUGCUUGUCCAGCUUGUAAGAGAGAGUUUGUUGGCUAUAAAAACCAAAUAAUCCGAUGUGCGAGCUGCAGAAACAUUGUAUGGCAACCCGAAGGAGGCUUCUUUCGCGGAGAUAGCAGGAGUUCCAAUUCAAGAAAGUCGGACCCUGAAAUUAUCGAUGUUGAAUUCGAGGAGAAAUGACAAGAUGUUCUCAAAUCAUACAAGUGAUGUUUCACCUUUUAAUGGAG